Pocillopora damicornis (cauliflower coral) is the source of this 619-nucleotide messenger RNA. RefSeq lists its product as uncharacterized. Lineage: Eukaryota; Metazoa; Cnidaria; Anthozoa; Scleractinia; Pocilloporidae. The record is from RefSeq and is a predicted model, not a curated record.
AUAAGUGAACCUAAAGAUGUCUAUAGUUUCGAAGAAGGAGUUAUUCUCUCUUUCGCUUGCAUUAUAUUUGCUAACAGUGCCUGUAUUGUCUGCAGAGGAAAAUCGGACCUUUCCAGGCGCAAUUUUGACAAAGUUUAACUCUAGAUUAAAAGGAUUUACCUUUAAGUCCUGGGAAACUCCCAGUCAAAUUUUCUGCAGUCAAUCUUGCCUCUCAAGUUCAAGAUGUCAUUCGAUAAACUUUAAAGAGAUAUCAUCACUUCAACGCCGUGGCUUAUGCGAGCUGAACGAUGAGCAUUUGAUGGAUUCUAUGGGUAUAGAGAACAAUCUGAUACACGAGGAGGGAUUUGUCUUUUCCCGUUUUCCUAAAGAUAAUAAGGAUGAUUGUCAAUGGCGAAGUUGUCAAAAUAAUGGCGUCUGUGUAUUCAUUAAGCAACAUUAUGCAUGCUCUUGUGAUGUACCAUGGACGGGGAGCUUUUGUGAAACAAAGAUUGUCUGGUACAAUUUUACAUCGCUGGGUGCGAACGGAAGAAAUGGCCCUGACAGCAACGCCGGUUAUAAAGGAACUGGACUCAGGGACGUGCAAGUGUCCCGAAAGGAGACGUACUCCUGUUCUAACUGA